UCGAGGCGAGUGGACGCGCUGGCGGAUGAUUGAUGCGAAUAUUGCGUAUACGUCGUGUGUGCGGCUCCAGCGUUCGUCGUUCGUGUGUGUGAGUGUGUGUUAAGUCGAGAGGCCCGUUAAUUGUGCGCUUGACGUUCUGGCUUUAGAUGUGCGAAUUGUAAACCGCUUUCAAGGGCCGCCGGCCGAUGUUGUCCUCUGCUCGCUCAUCAAUAAAUUAUAAUGUCCUAAUACCAAUUGACAGCGCUGGGAGCGUUGGCGGCAUGCAUAAAAUAUCAAAAGCAUUUUGGGCCCCAAGGUCUGGCGUUAUCAUCAGCGAAUGAGCAAUGGCAAUUCUCCGGUGUGCCGAUGCUUAAGUUGAUUUUAUUUUUCGCAUCUGGGCGUACACACACACACCGUACACACCCCCUUUGCAUUUAUUAAAUAUUCAGCGUUUAUACGCAACAACACAAAAGUCGUUGCUCUUGCUGGCGCCCUUUGCUCCCAUUUUUCUUCAAUUUUUUCGCUUUUGUUGUUCCACUUUUGUUCUUUUGGGGGAUAUCUCAAGCUGAGAAGCAAAACAAUCCUAAUGUACAUUGACAGUGUGGUCGAAGGCAAAAGGCACUUAGCCAUGGCCAGAACCACAUCCAUAUCAGCCCAGCGGGCUUAGCGAGUCAUGUUUACUUAAUGGAUACGCCAGGCAACUAUUAAGUGCUCCCCAAGCUCCCGGGGAACCAUUUCUUAGUUACCAUCUAAGCAGGGCCAAGCGGAUAUUAGAUUUAAUAUGGCCAUGUCAGUUAGCCAGCCACGUUAUCUGUAUUUUGGAAAUUAGGAGCACCCUGCUUGAGCCAUUAUACGUACUUACUAUCACUCCCGGAAUCAUUUAAGUACGGGGAAUUCUCCCCUUUAUUAGCCCCAAAAAAUUGCGAUUUGACUGUGCCUCGGGGAAAAGCAGCAUUUGCCUAUCUCGAUGGCCCCAUCUUCAGACCAUUACCCCUUUCCGCACCGAACAACAAAGGAAUUCCGUGGAAAACACUCGCCUCGGCCAGAUUCCUUUGCUUUCGCUUCCCUGCCUUUUUAAUUUUAAUGCGUAUCUUUCUGCAGCAGGACUGCGGCAAAAAAGAAAGUCGGCAGGUGAGAGAAGUGAAAGCAGAGCCCAGCGUCUGAGGCCAAAAGAAAAAAGAAAAACCGAAUUAAGCCAAGUUGAAGAGCGAGUAACAGACACCGCCAGCGGGCGGUCCAAAAAGCCAACUUCAUUUACGUCUGAAACGCAGUUGAAAUAAACGACUUCACGACACUGGCGGAUUUCCUAAAAAACAUCCAAUCCCUGUGGCUAACGAGCUGGCUCAGCGGGAGGACCAAGCGGAGCACCGGAGGUGGAAUCGGAAUCGGGAACGGAAUCGGUGGAAUCGAAGGAAUCGUUGGCCACGAAAAGCGCUCAGUCAACGUUUACACGCUCCAGCAGGCGCAUAAGUUUCCGCCUCAAUUCGGCGGCGGUGGUAAUUGCAAUUUUGAUUGCCAACGUGAGCUGGACAGGAACCAUCAAAGCAAACCUUCAUCGGUAUCGGCAUCGGCAUCGUCAUCCCGAUUUCGCCAGCAAUCAACACCUUCCGCGGCAACGGCCGAGGAAAUCUACGAAACCAAAUUUAUUGAAAGCUCAAUGGCCCAAACGAUGGACGACAUGGUCUUCCAGUGCAGCAAUCAAAAUUCGAUUUAUGUGCUUAAUGCCAGCUACGGUGCAUAUGGGGACUAUGGCACAUAUGCGGCAACAAAGCGUGAAAUAAAUGGCAGCCGGAGCAGAGCAGCGGCAAAUCCAAUUGAGGCAACUUGCUCGAGUGGCGUCCUGCAGCAUAAAUUCAAAACUUUUGGCAGUGCCGCAGCAGCGACAACAGCAGCAGCAACAGCAACAACAGCAACAGCAAACGCAAUGGAUGCGGCAGUGGGAAGCGCAUCAAACUACGUAAAUCCUGUCGCUACAUCAAUGUCAACCGCAAUGUGUUCACCGGCAACGGCGGCCCUGCAAAAAUUGUUCAAUUGCAGCGUCGGAGUCGCCUGCCAAAAUGUCACCCACGCAACCACCCACAGCAACCACAGCAGCAGCAGCAACACCAGCAACACAAGCAGCAGCAACAUCAACGGCAGCAGCAGCAGCAGCAAUAACAAUAGCAACCAUAACAAUAGCUGCCUGUCAGCGGCAGGCGGAGUAACCCAAAACGGCCGCAAUAGGAGCCGAAGUGGCGAAACGCUCGAUGGCCCACCGGGUGUGGUUACCUCCACGGGAUCUGGAGGAGCAGCAGCUGGAGGACCAGGACAAGGCGGACUCCCCCUCUUGCCAAAGAAGAAAUGCACCAAUGUCAAAUCAGCGCUUAUUGCCAAGAAGACAAAGUUUCUCAAAUAUCUCGAAGAGGAAAAAUGGCGCAGCCACGUCGGAGCAGCGGAAGAUGCUGGCGCCAUCAGCAAUGAGGCAGAGCCACCCAGCGGAAACAACUUGAAAAAUCAGAGCAACAGUCGGGAGGCUGGAAAUGGAAAUGGGAAUGGGUAUGGAAGUGCUGGUGGUGCUAGUGUUGGCGGAAGGCAGCUGAAUAAAUUGACCAACUGGAGCGUGCAUAAUGAGGACAACAGCACAGCAACGCUGACCAACAACCAACAGCAGCAACAGCAACAACAACAUCAAGAACAACAACAACUACAACAGCCGGGGAAAUCAAGUUUCGAACUUUACCAGGAGGCAGCCGACAUUUUGGGCCUGAGUUGCAGCCUCUGUGAUAAUUGCCGAUGCCUGGACUGUCAGAGCGGUUACUUUGACUGCGACGACGACGAUGAGAGCUACUCUGAGCAGUCGCUGAUGGACGACGAGUACGAUGAGUUCGACUGCAGUGCGGAGGAGCUACAGGCGGUGAUGACAGGAGCUCGGGAGGGGGAUGUGCCCCCGAUCCGGAUCCCCUGCUGUCCACUCGACCCCAACUAUGACGAGGUGCACAAAGGGGAUCCGGAUUCCCGUUCACCGGACUCACACACUCCGCCGGAAUCUCUGGGACAUCGGUUGGCCAUCGAUUUUGAUUUAAUUAACGCCACUUGCAGCCAAGUGCUGCAAAAUUGUGAAACAUUCAACGAAUUGAGUCUGCUAGAUGCUGCCACCGGAUCAGAGCGUCCUUUCACGUAAAUCCAGGUGACGAACUAAAAGGACUCGGACUCUGCAGCUAAUUAAAGUUUAACAAUGGUCAGGAGCCCAUUAAUUGCAUCUGACACCUCUUACAGUGGCUGCCAAUUGUAUGCGUACCCGCCCCUGGUGUUUGUGUUUCAUUUAUUUUCUUAUUUUGAUUUCAAUUAAGUUCCGAUGCAAACGGAGAACGAGGAAUGCUAAAAAUGUUUUACUGGUUAACAGGAAAGCUUUCGCUGCCAUAUAUCCUAUAUAAAUACGCAAUAUAUAAUAUAUACUUGUGUAUAUAGUUGAUCAGUUUGCAAACGCGUGACAAAAUAUUCAAACACACACUCACACACAAAUCGUAAAUAAAUUAAUUGCGAUUGGCGAUUGUCGAAUUGCAAUUUCAAUUUCAAUUGAGACGGCGGAAAUUCAAUUGCAGCGAGCACUAGCGAAAAUCCGAAACGUUUCCAUCGAUUAUCAGUAAAUAUAAACCACAUAUGCAAAAACAAUGAAAUACAAAUAGUGCCAAUUUCAUAUUCAUAUAUGAAUCUAUUCGAGUUGCAAUGCAAUGCAAACCAAACCAAAACGAAAUACAAAGGGAUUAUGUAGCCAACAAAACUAUUUAAAAAUUCAAUAAAAUAUGUAUCUCUGAAUCUAUGUACGAUAAAGGCUCGAUGUUGGUAGUGCUUAAGUAUUUAAGAAUUUUCGUGUGAUGCUUUUUAUUCGUUCAAUUGAUUUCAAAUCAAAGAGAAACAUUGGAAAUAUAUUUGUGUUGGAAAAGAA
This is a messenger RNA of Drosophila elegans, 3904 nucleotides long. RefSeq lists its product as uncharacterized. NCBI's taxonomy places the organism in Eukaryota, Metazoa, Arthropoda, Insecta, Diptera, Drosophilidae. The record is from RefSeq and is a predicted model, not a curated record.